This is a messenger RNA of Penicillium longicatenatum, 249 nucleotides long. RefSeq lists its product as uncharacterized. Bases 1 to 249 code for a protein of 82 amino acids. The record is from RefSeq and is a predicted model, not a curated record. Lineage: Eukaryota; Fungi; Ascomycota; Eurotiomycetes; Eurotiales; Aspergillaceae. The transcript has a single exon.
AUGACAUCCCGAUCCGUCAGUCCAUUUGGGUCCGCCGAGAACCUUGCCCAGAUCCUCAACCUGGACCCCAGCGAUAAUCCCGAUGAGCAAGAAGGCACCAUGCCAGACCAUUCCCGCGUGACCAGGCGUGGUGCUCCGGCUCGACACUCCCGUCGUCAGCGAUCAGAGUAUCGAUCCUGGGAUCGAGCAAGCGAUGUACCGAGAAAGGGGACUACAGGGUCAAAGAAUCGGUCCAAGUCGAGACAUUGA